GGUGGUGAUAUCGCUGCACCCCUCAAAGUGGCCUCCCUCAUUUAUUGAGUUGGAAGCUCUCUAGAUUUUCCAUAUCUCGCAAUCAAGAUAAACUGAUCUCCUUCUCAUUCAUUUCUCUCCAAAGGACAAACUGCAGUUUCUUCCUUCAAUCCACUGCGCCACUGGCUUGCUUUCUUUCUUGCUUUUUUUUUUUUCUGAUCUUUUUUCCUCUCCUACUGCACCAGAGAGAGGGGAGUUGGAGUUGGUUGUUGUUUUGAGGAGUUUCGAGUCCAAAUAGAGCUGUAGAGAUAGGAUUUUGGGUGGGAGAAGUGGGUAAAAAAUGGAGGUGAUUCAUUGGUGUUGGGUUGUGGUGGGUGUUGUGAUGGGGUGGUGUUGGUAUAAGAGCAUCAAGAACAAGGCGAAGGAGGAGGGAAGUGGGGUUCCCAGAGGAAACCCUGGUUGGCCAGUAAUAGGAGAGACUCUUGACUUCAUUGCUUCUGGUUGGAGCUCUCGACCAGUCAGCUUCAUGGAGAAGCGCAAGUCUCGAUAUGGGAAGGUGUUCAAGACAAACAUAUUGGGAAAGCCGGUGAUAGUGUCGACGGAUCCGGAGGUGAACAAGGUGGUUCUGCAGAACAUUGGGAAUGUAUUUAUCCCUGCCUAUCCCCAAACCAUCACGGAGAUACUUGGAGAAUCAUCUAUACUCCAGAUGAACGGCAGUCUGCAGAAGAGAGUGCAUGCACUGCUUGGUGGCUUCUUGAGAUCACCACAACUCAAAGCUCGAAUCACCCGUGACAUUGAACGCUAUGUCAAACUCACCCUUGAUUCUUGGAAAGACCAGCACAUUGUUUACGUCCAAGAUGAAGUCAGAAAGAUCACGUUUGACGUUCUGGUUAGAGUUCUGGUGAGCAUUACUCCAGGUGAAGAUUUGAACUUUAUGAAGAGAGAAUUCGCAGAAGUCAUCAAAGGCUUGAUUUGUCUCCCAAUUAAACUUCCCGGAACUAGACUAUAUAAAUCUCUCAAGGCUAAGGAGAGGCUGUUGAAGCUGGUGAGAAGGAUCGUGGAGGAGAGGAAGGCAGCCAUGGAUAGAGGUGAUCAUGAGACCCUCAAGGGUCCACCCAACGAUGCCGUGGACGUGCUGCUCCGUGACACAGGGGAUUCAUCUGAGACGUCGCGUCUGUCGUUGGAUUUCAUCAGUUCGAAUAUGAUCGAGAUGAUGAUCCCCGGGGAGGAGACUCUGCCGACCGCCAUGACCCUGGCCGUCAAAUUUCUAAGUGACUGCCCCGUCGCUCUGAACCAGCUGAUGGAGGAGAACAUGGAGUUAAAGAAGGGAAAGGCUCUUUCCGGGGAGGAUUAUGCCUGGACUGACUACAUGUGCUUGCCAUUUACUCAAAAUGUGAUCAAUGAAACUCUGAGAAUGGCAAAUAUCAUAAAUGCGGUUUGGAGAAAAGCUGUUAAAGAUGUCAAAAUCAAAGAUUACCUGAUACCAGAGGGAUGGGGUGUCAUGGCAUCUUUCACUUCCAUUCACAUGGAUGAAGAGAAUUAUGAAAACCCUUAUCAGUUCAAUCCAUGGAGAUGGGAGAAGGCAGCUAGUGUCAACAACAACAAUAGCUAUACACCCUUCGGAGGUGGACAGAGGCUGUGCCCUGGUUUAGAAUUAUCGAAACUCGAAAUCUCAAUUUUUCUUCAUCAUCUCGUCACCACCUACCGGUGGGUGGCUAAGAAGGACGACGUAGUUUACUUUCCAACAGUGAAGAUGAGGAAGAAGUUACCCAUCACCGUCACACCCUUACCACCCCUUUGAGUUUGCAGGCCUACUCUUGGGGAAUCACAUUUUGGGUUGGCCUAAAAGGGGAUUGUAUGCAUGCACAAAGUCUCCCUUAAUAAAUAAAGGACGGAUUGGAUUCUAAUUCUAAA
Messenger RNA from Vitis vinifera (wine grape), 1893 nucleotides. RefSeq names its product 3-epi-6-deoxocathasterone 23-monooxygenase CYP90C1. The transcript is spliced from 9 exons. NCBI's taxonomy places the organism in Eukaryota, Viridiplantae, Streptophyta, Magnoliopsida, Vitales, Vitaceae. Gene Ontology annotation, molecular function: iron ion binding; oxidoreductase activity, acting on paired donors, with incorporation or reduction of molecular oxygen, NAD(P)H as one donor, and incorporation of one atom of oxygen; heme binding. Bases 320 to 1780 code for a protein of 486 amino acids. Gene Ontology annotation, biological process: sterol metabolic process; brassinosteroid biosynthetic process; brassinosteroid homeostasis. The record is from RefSeq and is a predicted model, not a curated record.